Molecule: messenger RNA, 990 nt
Organism: Caenorhabditis elegans
Lineage: Eukaryota; Metazoa; Nematoda; Chromadorea; Rhabditida; Rhabditidae
Gene: znf-474
Product: C2HC/C3H-type domain-containing protein
Exons: 5
Coding region: 157-552 (131 amino acids)
Source: RefSeq, marked reviewed
GUGUGCCCCGCCCGGCUGGUGGUUGCGGCAAAGCAAGUGUCCAUAAGCGGGAGCCUUUAUCCGGAGCCUUGAGAGCACAUUUCUAUGGAAUUGCGUGUGUUUCACGAUUUCCGGUUCGCAUUUCUGUCGCUUUAUUGAGCUGGAAAUAUAUUAGGCAUGAACAAUUUUACUCCUGGACCUCCUAGAGCUACCAAGUCGGCUCCUACGGUAUUCUGUUUCAUUUGUGGACGACAAUUCGGUUCGAAAAGCAUUGCAAUACACGAACCGCAAUGUCUGAAGAAGUGGCACGCUGAGAACGAGAAGCUACCCAAGUCGAAGCGACGAGCUGCUCCAGUGAAACCUGAGGCAGUUAUUGGAGAUGAUGGGCGCUUAGAUGCGGAGGCUACUAAUGAGGUGCUGUGGAAGAAUGCGCAAGGAUUAAUGGUUGAGUGCGAACAUUGUGGCAGAAAGUUCAAUGAAGAUCGCUUGUCAGUUCAUCAGAGGAGUUGUACAGCUGACAAACCUGCCAAAAGCGUGGGAAGGAGUAGAUCAAAAAGUCAAUCAAAACGUUAACCUACCAUUUAUCAAAAUUUCACAACAUCAUCAGGAUCAGUUGUUUUUCUAGAAGUAAUUGUCACAUCUGAAAAAUAAUAAUAUUAAUUUGUCGCAUUUCGAAAACAUUUGAGAAAAUCUUCGAAAUGUUUUUAACAACUGUCGUGCUCUGUUCCACUUUUAAAAAACGUAGUCAAACUAAAUACUUUUCAGACUGAUUCACAAAUUUAGUUUAAUAUACGUACACUUCUUGAUUCUCAGCGUUCUAUUUCUUUAUAAUCACCUUUGGAGCACUAAUUUUUUUUUAAACAUUUCCCUGAUCAUUUCCCUUUUGCUUGCUUUACUCACUAUUUUGUAUCUCAUUACUAUUUAUAUUGUACUGAACAUCUCCGCGUAGUUUAGCCAUUUUGUCAUCUGUGAAACUGUAUGAAUCUCUAAUUGAACUUGUUUCCCUUGAAA